AUCAGUGGAAAGUAAAAGCGGAGGCGCCCAGUACAUCCGCUUCCCGAUAGCCCGGGAGUUCUGCGCAUGUCCAGUAGUGAGCUACCGCUGUCAGCCUGAAGGAAGUAGUGAAGGAGCUAGAGAUCCCGUCAGUCCUGGCUAAGGGCGAGGAAGGCCCUGUUACUAGGACUUUAGCUAGACUCUUAAUGAGUGUUCCCUCGGUGGUUCUAAUCCGAGCUCCUCCGCCCUAUAAGGAAGCUCCAGCUCCUGGGAGGCCAGAGACGCAGGGUGUCGCACCCUUGCUCGUCUGCAAGAAGCACCUGUGUUCCAGCCCUAUUCCUGGGACCUUGCGACCCCAGCCGGGUGGCGGCGGGCAGAGGGCGCUGCGGAGCAUGGCCGGAGAGCGACCCGGGGCUUGGUUCGGCUUCGGUUUCUGUGGCUUCGGGCAGGCGCUGGGCUCCAGGCGAGGACGCCAGGUGCGCAGUCCUGAGCCGCUGCGGGCGGGCGUCGACGUUUGUCGAGUUAGCGCGAGCUGGAGCUACACAGCCUUCGUGACCCGUGCAGGUCGCUUGGAGCUGUCUGGCUCCACUAAUGGAGCGGCAGACGACUGCAGGGAUGCUUGGGCCUCGGAAGGACUCCUCGUGGUGAUUCGCACCGGGACGGAGUCUGGGACUGAACUGCAGGCGUGGACGCCGGGCUCGGCGCUGCGUGGGGCGCCCCUUUGGACCCAGAAGCUGGCGCCUGAGGCUGAGGUGGAAGACCAAGCACGAGAUGAGUCUGGAGCUGGCUCGCUGCCCCUGCUGCCUGGCGCCUGCGCCUACGUGAGUCCGCAGCCACCCUUUAGCCGGACUCUGGUCCCGGAGCUGCGGGCACGCCGGCUAGAGCUGGGCGCGGAACACGUGUUGUUGCUGUGCGCUGCUGGCCAGGUGUUCUCCUGGGGCGGGGGCAGGCACGGACAGCUGGGCCACGGGACGCUGGAGGCAGAGUUGGAACCAAGGCUUUUGGAGGCGUUGCAGGGCUUACCCAUGGCCGAGGUGGCGGCUGGCGGCUGGCAUUCUGUGUGUGUGAGUGAAACAGGGGAUAUUUAUAUCUGGGGCUGGAAUGAAUCGGGGCAACUGGCCCUGCCUGCAAGGAACCUGGCAGAGGAUAAGAAGAUUUUUACAGAGGAAGGUCUGAAUGAAGAUGGUUCUGAAGUGAAUAGACUAUCUGGGGCUGAGGAUGGAGCCCCUGCUCCCUUCAUAUCUGUACAGCCCUUCCCAGCUCUAUUGGAUCUUCCCCUGGGCUCAGAUGUAGUCAAAGCCAGCUGUGGAUCCCGGCACACUGCUGUAGUGACAAGAACAGGAGAGCUGUACACCUGGGGCUGGGGUAAAUAUGGACAGCUUGGCCACAAGGAUAGCACCAGCGUGGAUCAGCCCUGCCUUGUGGAAUACUUUGUAGAGAAACAGCUCCAAGUGAAGACAGUCACCUGUGGGCCAUGGAACACCUAUGUGUAUGCUGUGGAAAAAGAGAAGACCUGACAUGUGUUUCUACCAGUUUUAGCUUUGUCUGUCUUGAAGCUGCUUUUAAAAUACAGACACAUUUAGAAGUGGAACAUCACUGAAAGUGGCAAAGUAAGAAAACUCUGGGUUCAUCUCCCACAAAACCAACUAAUAAAUUGUAUGGUCUUUUUCAAAGAA
Molecule: messenger RNA, 1655 nt
Organism: Marmota flaviventris (yellow-bellied marmot)
Lineage: Eukaryota; Metazoa; Chordata; Mammalia; Rodentia; Sciuridae
Source: RefSeq, a predicted model, not a curated record